AUGAUCGCUUUUCUCUUGAGUUUGAGCUGUGGGAACAACAAGAUCAAUUGCUCCUCGCAUGGCUGCAAUCAACUAUAUGUUGUGAUAUGCUCCAUAGUGUCAUUGGAUGCAAAAAUUUGUGGAUGCUUUGGGACAAAAUUCACACCUAAUUCCAACAACACACAGCAGUUGAAACUCUUCUUCUCUGUCAUAAGUUGCGACUGGAUCCGUUAUGCAAAAACAAAUCUAACAGUUUUGUCUACUGCUUCGAAUGACACACCUCAAACAGUGGAUCCUCAAGAUCACUUCACUGAGUCAAACCCUAAUUCCACUGUUGAGACUUACUCAGCCAGUCUUCAAACCUUUGGAUCUCGUGGAGGUAAUGGUGGCCGUGGUCCCCAUAGUAGAGGUGGCGCAAUUCAUUGUCAAGUAUGCAGAAACUUUGGACAUGAGGCGUCUAUCUACUAUCAUUGCUUCAAAAGAGAUUCCGUCCUUACCAACUCUCAAGAAGAGUCAAAAGCAUAUGGUACUCCUUCGUACACCAUCUCAUCGCAUAGAUCACACUCGAAUUCCUACUCCACGUGCUCACUCUCAAUCCUUACCAUGGCCUUACUCAGCAUGGAAUAUCUUUGGCCCUCAGUAUCAUGUGCCAUAUCCUUCCAUGUCACUUCCAGCUAUGCCUCGAUUGAUAAUGCCUCACAACACUCUGCACAAAACUAUGCACCUCAUCCAUCUUACAUCAAUCCUGCACAGAACUUUGUACAACAGUUUGCAUUUCCUCCUUCAAAUUCAUAUCAAGUUCAGUCCAUGCCUUCCCCACAGGUUUACACAAACCAUAUGGCUUCCACACAAGCUCCUUGA
Molecule: messenger RNA, 840 nt
Organism: Vicia faba (fava bean)
Lineage: Eukaryota; Viridiplantae; Streptophyta; Magnoliopsida; Fabales; Fabaceae
Source: the annotation of a GenBank genome assembly